UCUUUCGCAUACGCCAUAUCGUCAGCCGGAGUAACUCAUCAAGUUUCGAAAGCUUGUAGUAUGGGAAAGCUCAAAUCUUGUGGAUGCGACAUGAGUGUUUAUGGUAAUCAACAGAACUUUGAAUGGGGUGGUUGCAGCCACAAUAUCAAUUUCGGGGCAAAAUAUGCCUCCAAAUUCCUCGAUUCCAAAGAACGUACCAGUCGUGAUAUUCAUGCUCAAAUUAAUCUCCAUAACAACAGAGCUGGUCGAUUGGCCAUCAUUCGACAUGUACGUAAACAGUGUAAGUGCCACGGUAUGUCUGGAAGCUGUGAACUGAAAACCUGUUGGAAAGCAGCUCCAGACUUCCGGGCAGUGGGAACUAUACUGAAGAAGAAGUACGAUAGGGCGACCAAGGUCGAUAUUACAAACAGUGCCAAUACAAAACUUAUCAAACGCAAUGGACGUAUACCAAAACACUUAGAGCUUCUGUUUUAUGAGAAAUCUCCGAAUUUCUGCGAUCCUAAUCCGUUAGUGGACUCGCCAGGUACGACUGGACGAUUGUGCAAUAAAACAAGCGGUGGUAUAAACAAUUGCGAAACGCUGUGUUGCGGACGCGGGUAUAAUACGUUACGUGUCAAACGUACAGAACGUUGUCAUUGUAAAUUUUUCUGGUGCUGUUACGUUACGUGUAAGACUUGCGAGUACGACGAAUGGGUUACUGUGUGUAAAUAA
Molecule: messenger RNA, 711 nt
Organism: Lottia gigantea (owl limpet)
Lineage: Eukaryota; Metazoa; Mollusca; Gastropoda; Lottiidae
Exons: 3
Biological process (GO): canonical Wnt signaling pathway; neuron differentiation; cell fate commitment
Cellular component (GO): extracellular region
Molecular function (GO): frizzled binding; cytokine activity
Source: RefSeq, a predicted model, not a curated record